Dovyalis caffra is the source of this 675-nucleotide messenger RNA. Lineage: Eukaryota; Viridiplantae; Streptophyta; Magnoliopsida; Malpighiales; Salicaceae. The record is from the annotation of a GenBank genome assembly.
AUGGUUGUGUUUUGUGGACCAACUGGGAACAAGUUCUUGUUCAGCAAUGAGAACAAGCUGGUCAACCUUUGGUGGCCAACUUCAGUGAAGAAGCUGUUGAAAUCAAGUGUGGUUAAUGUAGUUGGAGAUGAGGUUAAGAGGAUGAGGAAGAUACUCUUGACCUCUGUUGAUCCAGAUGCACUCAAGAGCAUUGAUGACCUUGUGCACAUUUCAAAGCUUGCAAAUCAAUUUGAUGUCUUUCUUAGAGGAGUAAUUCAUUUCCCAGUCAACAUUUUGGGCACAAGAUUUUACCAUGCUUCAAAAGCUACUGAUGCAAUCAAGGAAGAGCUUCGAUUGAUUGCUAGACAUAAAAGAACAGCUCUAGACCAGAAAAUAAGGUUAGAGAUGAAAGUCGACCAUAAUGAUCCGAGAGUCCCAUAUGGAAGGGCUCUUGCUCAAUGGAUCAAAGUUCUUCACUACUCAUACGAGAAGGAGUCUCUUUCCUUAAAGCUGAGAUUAGGAAAAGCUUCUUCUCCUGGACCAGUUGUAGCCUUAGAUUCUCUUUCUUUGGAUCUUUCUUUCGAUCAAGGAAUUUUUAAGUGUGUGAGUGUGAGUUCGAACCAAUCAGCUUUCAAGCUCUCCAAGGGUAGCUAUCAAACGAGCCAAGCUAGUAGCACUGUCCAUCAUUCUAGUUAG